CACAUUUCACUUCACCUUUAAACAACACCCUCUUCUCUUUGUUCUCUCAACUCUCACUUUUGUUUUAUUCCCUUUCUUUUUUCUCCACUAACUCCUUCAUUCAUACACCAUGGUUAGAGAAAGAGUUGUUGAUCUAUGCAUCACUGUUCCCACCUUCUUCAAAUGUCCAAUCUCACUCGAUGUUAUGAAAUCCCCUGUUAGCCUCUGCACCGGAGUCACCUACGACCGUUCCAGCAUCCAACGCUGGUUAGACGAUGGUAAUAACACUUGUCCUGCUACCAUGCAGAUUCUCCACACUAAGGAUUUUGUUCCUAACCGCACUCUACAUAGUCUCAUCCAGAUCUGGACCGACUCGGUUCACCACCGGGUCGACCCGCCCGUUUCACCUUCUGUCCUUUCUAAGGACCAAAUCCUACAAGCCAUCAACGAAUUAGGCUCCUCCGGUUCUAACCGGUUCGGUUCAAUUACAAAAACGGUUCGUUUCGCUCAAGAUUCCGAUCAGAACCGAGCGUUUCUCGCGAAAUUAGACGGUUUCGUUCCUUUACUGGUUAGUUUUCUCGACAAUGUCGACGGGAGCGUUGAAUUUCUCGAACAAAUCGUAACGGCGUUAGGUUUGGUUCUUGAUAAAAUCGAAGAUCGCGAGGAGUUAAAAAACCAUGUGUUGAAGGGAAAGAAACGGUUAUGCUUAGAUUCGAUGCUUGUCGUUUUAAAACGAGGAAGCACCGAUUCAAAAAUCGCAACCGCUAGGGUUCUGAAAUUCAUCUCUCUCGACGCCGAGUCACAGCUUCUAAUAGGGGAGAACGAAACUUUGAUAACCGAAUUGCUGAAUUUAGCGACGCCGGAAAAGGAUCCGAAGCUAAUUGAAAAUUGCCUAGCGUGUUUGGUGGCAAUUUCAAAGCCGAAACGUAAUAAACUGAAGCUGGUGAAAAUUGGAGUAAUUAAGAAGUUGUCGAAGUUACUGACGGAGUCUAACACGAGCGUGACGGUAGUGGAGAAGGCGUUGAAGCUAGUUGAAACGGCGUCGUCGACGAGCGAAGGGAGGAAGGAGAUGUGCGAAGACGCGGCGUUUGUGGCGGCGAUACUGAACAAGGUUCUGAAAGUUUCCAACGUGGCGACGGAACACGCGGUGACGACGCUGUGGAGUGUGUGUUAUCUGUUUAGGGAUCAGAAAGCGCAAGAAGCGGUUACGCAAGCGAAUGGAUUAACGAAGAUAUUGUUGAUGAUGCAGAGUAAUUGUUCCCCUCAGGUUCGUCAAAUGUGUACGGAUUUGCUCAAGAUUUUUCGGGUUAACUCUAAAUCAUGCCUUUCUUCGUAUGAAACCAAGACCACGCAUAUCAUGCCAUUUUGAUCCACUUUCAAAGAGGGAGACACUUAAUUUACUAGUAUUUUUUUUUCUUUAUAAAAAAAAGGUUCUGUAAAUGUAAAUGUAAAUGGAAGGAAAUUUUGUUAGUCGAUAGUCACACAAAUGUAAUAAAAGAAAAUAUUUGUUCUCAAAAUUACGAAUAUCAGUCAAAUAUA
This is a messenger RNA of Cicer arietinum (chickpea), 1518 nucleotides long. RefSeq names its product U-box domain-containing protein 27-like. Gene Ontology annotation, molecular function: protein binding; ubiquitin protein ligase activity. The record is from RefSeq and is a predicted model, not a curated record. Lineage: Eukaryota; Viridiplantae; Streptophyta; Magnoliopsida; Fabales; Fabaceae. Gene Ontology annotation, biological process: protein ubiquitination.